GGCACGACCAUUUUACGCACAUGCGUCGUGGACCCUGCAUAAUUCUUCUCCUAUCCACGAUAUAGCGGUUUCGGACGAUGGUCAUCUCAGUGCAGAUGGCGGAUUCGAGAUCAGUAUCCACAGGCGUUACACUCCAAGUUAAUAUUUGCUACCCGACACCGGAGAAUUCCACGAAAUUGGCGAUCCUCUUGCAUCCCUGGUCGUGGCUUGGGGGCAACAUGGAUGAUCCGACUCUGAAGGUGCUCACCAGAUUGUUACAACAAAAGAACUACUACGUGAUACGGUAUAAUUCUCGAGGUGUUGGCAAGUCCAGUGGAUGGCCUUCCCUCACAGGCAAACCGGAAGGCGAUGAUCUCAAGGCUCUCGUUCAGGAGUUCUUGGCAGAGAAACCUGAAAUUGAUUCUUUGACGGUUAUUGGAUAUUCUCAUGGCUCUUUGAUAGCCUCUCUCCACCCGGUCUUGAACCCGAAAGUGAAAACAUCACACAUACUGCUAUCCUACCCGAUCAGCCCAAGAGGAUUGCUGACCAUGUUCCACACUGGCAUGUACACUUCGGCAUUAAGUGACAUCUUGUCCAAUCCCGACGCCAGUCUACUUCUCAUAUACGGAGACACGGACGAGUUCACGAGCAAGUCCAAAUACGAUGAAUGGGUUGAUACACUGAGGCGAACUGAUGGCUUGAAGGCUAAGUUUGAUGUUGUUCGGGUGAUGGACGCGAAUCACUUUUGGCAAAGUCACAGCGCUAGAAUUGCGUUACAGCAGGCUGUCGACAGUUGGAUAUCCUAAUGCUAUCAUGCCAAUCGCUGCCUCUAUAUAUUAUGUCUUGCACCAUGUUACUGUCAGUAUUAUAGCCUCGACGAUCUUGUCAUCCUUGUUUCAACUUUCCGUUAUUUGCCUAGCAAUAUAUUUGGUGCUACCAAAA
Suillus clintonianus is the source of this 921-nucleotide messenger RNA. Its product is annotated as Alpha/Beta hydrolase protein. The record is from RefSeq and is a predicted model, not a curated record. The coding region runs from base 78 to 785 and encodes 235 amino acids. Lineage: Eukaryota; Fungi; Basidiomycota; Agaricomycetes; Boletales; Suillaceae. The transcript is spliced from 3 exons.